Saccharomyces cerevisiae S288C is the source of this 1224-nucleotide messenger RNA. RefSeq names its product Nis1p (gene NIS1). NCBI's taxonomy places the organism in Eukaryota, Fungi, Ascomycota, Saccharomycetes, Saccharomycetales, Saccharomycetaceae. The record is from RefSeq and is marked reviewed. Bases 1 to 1224 code for a protein of 407 amino acids. The transcript has a single exon. Gene Ontology annotation, cellular component: cell cortex; cellular bud neck.
AUGGAGACAUACGAGACUAGCAUUGGGACUCAGUCUUAUCCCCCGACUUUGUUCCCACCUCCCCUGGGUACCGGUGGGUUUACCACUUCAGGUUAUAUACAUGCGCUUGUGGAUUCUACAUCGAACUCGAACUCGAACUCGAACACAAAUUCGAACACAAAUUCGAACACAAAUUCAAAUUCAGAUACCAAGAUUCCUAUAGUGCAAAUAUCGGAUGACUCUCAUAUAACACACGACAGCUUCAAACCAUAUAUGGAGUACCACGAUGCUUCGCACUUGAGGAACCGUAACAUAAGCAAAGCGGACCAGGUUGAAAGCACUGAAGUGAUGGAACAGUUUACGCAAUGGUCGAAUUAUAAGAUGAGGUCUCGCUCUCCUACCAUAAACGCAAAGCCAAUUCGACACACUUCACAACGAAGAACAGACUUUACCAGCAAAAAUGAACUCUCCAAGUUCAGCAAGAAUCAUAAUUUCAUUUUUCACAAAGGGUUUUUGAAGAGGCAACACUCCAUACGCAGGGAAGACAGGCAAGCAAAGGUACGGUCAAGAUUCAGGAGCAAGAAGGAGCUGACAUCCGUUUUGAACUAUAUAGAACUGGAACAAAUGGAUAUUGCAAAUGUCCUGGCUUCGCAACCGGUAAACUUACACGCUAUCAGAAAUCUCACUAGCAGGGACCCUGCGGUAACUCCUAUCCCAUUUUUAAGAAGCCAGAUGUAUGCAACCAGUAGUCGUCCACCGUAUCUAAGGAACCGCUCCAUAAGUAGGAAACUACCCAAAUCACAACCAGGUAGUCUCCCGACGACUAUGCCUGCGACGGCGACGAAAACAAUUAAACAGAAUUCAACGACCCCAACCACAAGAUCUGUUUAUAACAAGAAUGUGGGGCGGUCCAAUACUUCCCCUAGUGUGUUGUACCACCCAAAAAGAAGAGGAAAAUUGAACACCAAAUCGCAUGCAAGAAAGGAGCAACUGCUGUUGGAACUGUGGAGAGAAUACUUAAUGCUGGUUAUAACACAGAGGACGCAACUGCGCCUGACUUUGCUUUGCUCUCCGGGUUCAGCAUCGAAUGAAAGCUCUGUCUGCUCUUCUAACGCCAGCGACUUAGACAUGUCCCUUUUAUCUACUCCUUCAAGUCUCUUCCAGAUGGCAGGUGAGACCAAAAGCAAUCCUAUAAUUAUACCCGACAGUCAAGACGAUAGUAUACUUAGUAGCGACCCCUUUUAA